UCACUCGUUUCUCGAACGUAUUCCGAAUACAGUCGAAUAACGCAUCUCUCGCAAUGGCACCGAAGGCUAGCGGAAAGGCGGUGAAGAAGGCCGGCAAGGCCGUGAAGAACAUCACCAAGGGCGACAAGAAGAAGCACAAGAAGCGCAGGAAGGAGAGCUACGCGAUCUACAUCUACAAGGUGCUGAAGCAGGUCCACCCCGACACCGGCGUGUCGAGCAAGGCCAUGAGCAUCAUGAACAGCUUCGUCAACGACAUCUUCGAGCGCAUCGCCGCCGAGGCCUCCCGGCUGGCCCACUACAACAAGAGGUCGACCAUCACCUCCCGGGAGAUCCAGACGGCCGUCAGGCUCCUGCUUCCCGGUGAGCUGGCCAAGCACGCCGUCAGCGAGGGCACCAAGGCCGUCACCAAGUACACCAGCUCCAAGUAAAUUGGAUCACUUGACAAAAA
Nasonia vitripennis (jewel wasp) is the source of this 448-nucleotide messenger RNA. RefSeq names its product histone H2B. Lineage: Eukaryota; Metazoa; Arthropoda; Insecta; Hymenoptera; Pteromalidae. Gene Ontology annotation, molecular function: structural constituent of chromatin; protein heterodimerization activity; DNA binding. The transcript has a single exon. Bases 54 to 428 code for a protein of 124 amino acids. The record is from RefSeq and is a predicted model, not a curated record. Gene Ontology annotation, cellular component: nucleosome.